Cylicocyclus nassatus is the source of this 532-nucleotide messenger RNA. NCBI's taxonomy places the organism in Eukaryota, Metazoa, Nematoda, Chromadorea, Rhabditida, Strongylidae. The record is from the annotation of a GenBank genome assembly.
AUGGAUAACUCCCUUGGCAACACUUAUCAUGCAACUCAUUUUGAAAUAGAACGGAAUUAUCUGUCAGAAGGACUUACUAAAAGCAUCAAUACUAAAGCAAUGAACAUCGAAGAUUUAGCCAAAGGAGGCAAAGCUAAAACACCUGCGAAGAAAAAAGGUUAUGAUGAUGUGGAGAUUAGUGAUUUGUCGCUGUCCGAGAAGAAGAGCAAAAAGAUUGAGCCCAAAAUUCUGAAGGAUGAAGCCAAGGGAGACAAAAAAGAUAAGAAGACAAUAGAGACAAGAACUGAGAAAACAAAUGAGAAAACGCAUUCGCCAAAGUCAGACGAUGUGCAGAGAACACCCGUGAUAAAAACGGAGGAAAAGACUCCUCGGCGUAAUGCGAAUGUUAUGUCCAUACCGAAGUACACAGGAGGGCCAAUCUCGGCUGGCUCUGAUACACCUAAAAAAGGAAAUUGUUGCACUCUUUUGUGAUCGAACAAUUCUCACAGUAGUUUUGGUAUGACCCCUCGAUUUUCGAUCAAUAAAUCUGACG